AUGAAAAUCAUAAAAAAUUCUGACUCACCAAGAUGUUACGACUGUCUCGACAGCACACAUAAAUUCAAUACUGUGCCGCGCAAAGACUUAGUAGACUUUAGCUGCAAUGAUGGAAAGAUGCUAAAUCCAAAAUUGAACUCACCUAAAUAUCUUUAUACUGUUCAUCAAACUGUGGAAGAAUACAAAAAGAAACAAGGGACAACCGAGGAAGAAACUAAAAAUGAUCAAUUACAGAAAGACAUUAAGUACAUUAGAAGAGAUCAACCUUUUAAAGCAUUAGAAUUCAGAAGAGAUAGCGAGAAGACAGACUCAUUAUAUGCGUAUUGUGAUGAAUCGUUGGCAAAUGAACCAAAUAGAAAAUCUCGAACUGGAUAUAUUAUACACUACGAGGUAAUGCGUCUCAGAUGGGUAUCUAAAAGACAAGGAUUAGUGACUACAAGUACUACAUAA
Molecule: messenger RNA, 450 nt
Organism: [Candida] anglica
Lineage: Eukaryota; Fungi; Ascomycota; Pichiomycetes; Serinales; Debaryomycetaceae
Source: the annotation of a GenBank genome assembly